CUUGAACCUGAGCCAGCCUUGAUCAGGUUCUGGAUUCACUACAACUUCCUUGAAUUGUCCAUUCAUAAAUAGUAAUAUCCAGACCGACUUGAUUGGUUCUGAUUUUAUUUCGUGAACGGUAAUGCAAUUUUCUUUUAAUUUAAACUCAAACCUCUAUUAUUCUUGGGUUUUCCAGCCGGUUCGCCCGGUCCAAUCUUUAUUCAAACCCGAACCAUGACCAAAUAAUAAUAGGUAAAUGAGGUCCCAAAUUUUCCAACUUCCACAAAACCAAAAAAUAAAGUUCUCCACAACCCGCAAUCUCUCAUUCUCCCCCAAAGGAAAAAAAAAAUCCCUUAUCCCAAAACCUCAUCCAAAUGCCAACUCCCUCCACCUCUCAUUCCAGUCCCAUUCUUCCUCCACCACUCCCCCAAACCAAAAACCACCAUUCACCCUUUGAGAUAACACAUCCCCGAACCCACAUUUGUUAUCUUCUUCCCUCUCUCCAUUCCUCCAUCCCUGAUCCGCCAUUGGCACCACCUCUUUAGCUCGUCAAAACAGGGCAAGGGGGUACAAAAAAAAAGAAAAAAGAUCAUGUCUUGCUCAAAUUUAACCAUGUGGGCUACCUCAAAGCCUUCGAUUUCCGAUUCCUCUGCACUUUCAUUCCGCUCUUCAAUCACUCCAGUUCAGCUCCCAACCAAUACUUCAUCCAAUUCCAGGCCUUCUUCAUCAGUCACUCCGGUUCAAUGUGGCCUUCGGGAGCUCCGGGACCGUAUCAGCUCUGUGAAAAACACCCAAAAGAUCACCGAAGCUAUGAAGCUGGUGGCGGCUGCAAAAGUCAGAAGGGCCCAAGAAGCCGUCGUGAACGCCCGGCCGUUCUCCGAAACGCUCGUUGAAGUUCUCUACAACAUUAACGAACAGCUCCAGACGGAAGACAUCGACGUCCCGUUAACCAAAGUCCGUCCCGUUAAGAAAGUAGCCCUCGUUGUCGUAACCGGCGACCGUGGACUCUGCGGCGGGUUCAACAACGCGAUCAUCAAGAAAGCGGAACAGAGGAUCCGCGAGUUGAAAGAACUCGGCCUGGAAUACACCGUUGUGAGUGUCGGCAAAAAGGGUAAUUCUUAUUUCAUCCGUCGGCCGUUUAUUCCGGUGGACAAGUUCCUCGACGGCACUUCCCUUCCCACCGCGAAAGAAGCUCAGGCCAUCGCCGAUGAUGUUUUCUCGCUUUUUGUAUCCGAAGAGGUGGAUAAAGUGGAAAUGCUGUACACAAAGUUUGUUUCUUUAGUGAAAGCUGAGCCUGUGAUUCAUACGUUGCUUCCUUUAUCACCCAAAGGUGAGAUUUGUGAUAUCAACGGAGUCUGCAUUGACGCGGCUGAGGAUGAAUUCUUCCGUUUGACGACAAAAGAAGGUAAAUUGACGGUGGAGAGAGACGUGAUGAGGACUCAGACAGCGGAAUUCUCUCCGAUUUUGCAAUUCGAGCAGGACCCGGCUUUGAUUCUGGAUGCUUUGUUGCCUCUGUAUUUGAACAGUCAGAUUUUGAGGGCUUUGCAAGAGUCGCUAGCUAGUGAAUUGGCUGCUAGGAUGACUGCAAUGAGUAAUGCAACCGACAAUGCCGUUGAAUUGAAGAAAAACCUUUCCAGGGUCUAUAACAGGGAGCGCCAGGCCAAGAUUACUGGGGAGAUUUUGGAGAUCGUUGCUGGAGCCAACGCUUUGACAUAGAUAGAUAUGUUCAGCAUAAAAUGUGCCGAUUGUGGCAGUGUACUCAAGGUUGCUGUUUUGGUCAUGGAGAUUUCUGCACCGACGUCUUCUAGGUAGCCACGAAACUUUUAUGGAACAGAUUCUUUGUCUUUACAACUUCCCUGAGAUUAUGGAGCACUUUGCUAUAGGAUAGAAAGUGAUACCUUGUAGGCAGCAUAUUGGUAUUGAUAAUGUCAAAUCCAUGUCUCUAGAACCCUUCCAGAGUCGGUUCUCUUCUACUGAUACCACUUCGUGUACACCUAAGCUGCUGCACAAGUCCUUGAACAGAACAUCUCGGUGGCACUAUCUUCGGAUGGUAAAAUAAGAUCAGUUGUAAGGAGGAAAAAUUAAGCUCUCUUUUCUCCAUUUGUCCUCAAUGUUUAAGAUUUACUUUCAUCAAAGAGCCCGACAGUUCAUCAUACUCAAAAUUAUUGAAGUUUGUGAAUGGAGGUUCUCGAGUUACAAUACCAAACCAAAAGCUAUUGUGCAAAACUUCAAACAUAUAUGCAGGGAGGUAAGUCGCGAUGUUCUCUACGUGCAUCUAAAUAGUGAAGAAAGAAACUGACAAAGUUGUGUGUAUGAAUCGAGUUGAUACGGCUGAGUGUAUGUCGCCUGAAACUCGUACAUAUCAUGUUCUAUCAUGAAGCUCACAACACAGGAAACACAUCGUCACUAACCUGAAACCACUGUGUGAACCUCAAUUCCCCAAUAUAUCAGAAGGAAGAUAAGCUUCUUCAUGCUUCUGCAGCAUCGAGAACUAAUGCAAAAAAGUGGCACAUUCUUCAGGACUCAAUGAAGCUCUUUCAAGAGUGAAUAUCUCAUCCUAUUCUGAUCUGAGUAGUUCUACUAGUUCUAGAAUUCCAGCACGAAACAUGGCACAGAAGCUAAUGAAGAUCAAAUACUCUAAGGUUUCCAAGUCAUUUGGCUACUGAGAAUGCAGGGCAAAGAGAGUAUCUAUUCACUGACACUAAGGUUUGUCAGCACAAAUCACCGGCUUUGCGACAUUAUCCAUGAGUGUAUUGAUCAUAGCAGAAAGAGUGAAAGACAGCAAAUUCUUAGCCUAGUACUGCAACAUACCAAGAUUGGGGAAAAAACAAGAAACCCGUGGUUUCAGCAGACGUUUUAGAUUCACAUUUUCUAACAAUACUAAGAGAGAAAAUACAGAAUAAGAUCCAAAUAUCCCUUCAUUCCACCAAGUGUCAGUCCUUGAAUGAAUUGAGCUGUUUCACAACAUUGACUUGCAGCAGCGUAAACAGAUUAAUCUAAAAAUCGAACAGUAUCAGCUCAAAUAGGCGCAAUCAUCUAUAAAACGACAAGAAAAGGCCAUCUUUUUUAUUAAAUCUCAAAGCCUUUUCUACAACCACAGGUUCACAAUAAUCAUGUAUAUAGGGAGAGAAUUACAUAUAAAAGAGUACAAACAAAUUCCGGCCCAACAUCCCCAGAUUUUACAAAUUUGUUUCAAUAAGAAUUACAGGGGGAAAAAAAUUACUAAUUAGUCACAGAAGGUACUAAGACUCGGUAAAAACCGGCAUGACAGGAACGAGCUUCUUCCGGAUAAGGCAUCGGGGAUGGUUGCGGCGGCGGUCAUUGAAUCUGAAAGCAAAACAAGGAACGAGCUCCAUAGAAUCGUAAUUAACGACUAAAUCAGAUGAAAUAGUGGGUUCGAUCUGGGAGAGCAGAGAGGGCGGGUCUUUGGCCAUGGAUUUGGCUGUAAUCUUGGAAUUCCUCAUCUGGGCUAGGGCUCCCGGCUUCAGAUAGCAUCUGUAAAAGGAUGGCGUUGACGGAGAAGUUGAGGUGCGGCAUCUGGUUCUGGAUUUCAUGGUUUCGGGCGCUGAAGGAAGUGUGUGAGUGUGUGAGAGAGAAAGUUGGGAAACCCUAGAUGUGGUGUGGAUUUUUUUGGGAGGGAGAAGAGGGAUGAAUGGGGAAUUUUAAAUAAGAAGUUAUUUGGUGG
Molecule: messenger RNA, 3664 nt
Organism: Oldenlandia corymbosa var. corymbosa
Lineage: Eukaryota; Viridiplantae; Streptophyta; Magnoliopsida; Gentianales; Rubiaceae
Source: the annotation of a GenBank genome assembly